Trichechus manatus latirostris (Florida manatee) is the source of this 830-nucleotide messenger RNA. It is a transcript of the gene B9D1, whose product is annotated as B9 domain containing 1. Gene Ontology annotation, biological process: cilium assembly. The transcript has 7 exons. The record is from RefSeq and is a predicted model, not a curated record. Gene Ontology annotation, cellular component: MKS complex. Bases 108 to 722 code for a protein of 204 amino acids. Lineage: Eukaryota; Metazoa; Chordata; Mammalia; Sirenia; Trichechidae.
AAGAAAUAUGUCCCGCGCGCCACGCCGUCUGUUUCCAAGGUAACCCUAGCACCUCUUAGCAACUGCGCUCGCAACUGGGACCGGUUCUCCCUGCAGUUAGCGCUGCCAUGGCGGCGGCAGGUCCCAGCGUCUUCCUACUCAUGGUCAACGGGCAGGUGGAGAGCGCCCAGUUUCCAGAGUACAACGACCUCUACUGCAAGUACUGCUUCGUGUACGGGCAGGACUGGGCUCCCACGGCGGGUUUGGAGGAGGGGAUCUCGCAGAUCACAUCCAAAAGCCAAGAUGUGCAGGGAGCACUGGUGUGGAACUUCCCCAUCGAUGUCACCUUUAAAAGCACCAACCCCUAUGGCUGGCCGCAGAUGGUGCUCAGCGUGUACGGACCGGACGUUUUUGGGAACGACGUGGUCCGUGGUUAUGGGAUGGUACACGUGCCCUUCUCACCUGGCCGGCACAAGAGCACCAUCCCCAUGUUUGUCCCAGAAUCUACAUCUAAACUGCAGAAGUUUACAAGCUGGUUCAUGGGACGGCGGCCCGAGUACACAGACCCCAAGGUGGUGGCUCAGGGUGAAGGCCGGGAAGUGACCCGGGUCCGCUCCCAGGGCUUCGUCACCCUCCUCUUCAACGUAGUCACCAAGGACAUGAGGAAGCUGGGCUAUGACAUGGGGCCUGUGGACUCACAGGGCGUCUCAGGGCCCACCCUGCCCCAGAAUGUCCUCUGGUGAGGGCUCUGGCUGCUGCCCCAUCUGGCGUUGCAGGCCCAGCGGCUCUUCUUGAUGCUACCGCUUCGGAAAGUGGACCAGAAGCACAGCCUUGAGAACGUUUUUAUAAUA